UGGAAGCCAGGGCAUAUGAGGAGGGGCCUGCGGCAUGUGCGGGUUUCCCUGCGGCGCGCCGACUGUCUCAUCGAGGUGCAUGACGCUCGCAUCCCGCUGUCGGGCCGUAACCCCAUGCUGCAAGAGGUACUGGGCAUCCGCCCGCACAUCCUGGUGCUGAACAAGAUGGACCUGGCUGAUCCUCGCCGGCAGACGACAGUCUUGGAGCACCUGAAGCAGCAGGGAUGCUUGAACGUUGUCUUCACUGACUGCCAGCACGAUGGCAACGUCAAGAAGAUCAUUCCCCUGGUUGCCAAGCUGGUGGGCAACAGCCCGCGAUACCACAGGGCUGAGAGCACCGAGUACAGCAUCCUGGUGAUCGGUGUGCCCAACAUGGGCAAGUCUUCCCUCAUCAACUCUCUGCGGAGGCUGCACCUCAAAAAGGGCAAAGCCACUGCUGUCGGUGGCGAGCCAGGCAUCACCAAGGCGGUGCUGACCAGAAUCCAGGUGUGCGAGAAGCCCCUCAUGUACCUGGUGGACACGCCUGGCGUGCUGCCCCCAAAGCUGGGGGAUGUGGAGACGGGCAUGAAGCUGGCGCUGUGUGGAGCCAUCCGUGACCACCUGGUGGGGGAGGACAUCAUGGCCGACUACCUCCUGUACGUCCUGAACAAGCAGCAGCAGUUCGGGUACGUGCAGCGCUACGGGCUGGCCGAGGCCUGCGAUGACAUCGAGCCCGUGCUGAGGCGCGUGGCCCUUGCCCGGGGCAGGACGCAGAAGGUGAAGGUGCUGACGGGCACAGGGAACGUCAACGUGAUGAUGCUCAACUACCCGGCUGCCGCAUACGAGUUCCUGCGGGAUUUCCGGGCAGGACGCCUGGGCAGGGUGACGCUGGACUGA
Molecule: messenger RNA, 876 nt
Organism: Charadrius vociferus (killdeer)
Lineage: Eukaryota; Metazoa; Chordata; Aves; Charadriiformes; Charadriidae
Gene: MTG1
Product: mitochondrial ribosome-associated GTPase 1
Exons: 11
Coding region: 16-876 (286 amino acids)
Cellular component (GO): mitochondrion
Molecular function (GO): GTPase activity; GTP binding
Source: RefSeq, a predicted model, not a curated record